AUGAUUCCAACCAAAGUAUUCAAAAUAAGAAAUUAUGAAGUAUACAGAAAAGACAGAGAACAAGGUAGAGGAGGAGGUACAGCCGUCUUAGUGAAAAGAGGAAUUGUACACCACGAACUACCAGAAGUCCAAACUGCAAAUAUCGAAGAAACAGGGGUGAGUGUUAAAACGAAGGCAGGUGAAAUAAACAUUUACUCUGUGUACCGUUCCCCGAACAAUGGAUUAGAAGAAGCCGAUGUAAAGAACUUCUUCCGAACUAAAAAACCUACGAUAAUCGCGGGAGAUUUAAAUGCGAAGCAUCCUGAUUGGAAUAGCAGGAAGACAAAUCCCCAAGGAACCAAACUGAGAGCCAUAGCAGACAAAUACAAUCUGCUAGUACUAGGCCCAGAAGAUCCCACUCAUAUCCACGAAACCACAGGUACUAUGGACGUACUGGAUAUAGCACUAAUGAAAAAUGUAUCAGCGAAUUACGAUAUAGAAACUAAGAUGGAUCUCUCAUCGUAUCACAGCCCAGUGAUCUUGACAUUAGAAAUCAGAACAGACAGAUUACCCACAGACCGAAAAACAAUUAAUUGGGCAAAAUUUAACGAAAUAAUUCAAAUAAAACGUGUUAAUAUAGAAAGCAAAGAACAGGUAGACGAAGCAAUCGAGGAUCUAGAAAAAAGAAUGAUCGAAGCUGAAGUACAGUCCACUAAGAUCAAAAAAAUACCGAAGAAGAGACCGCUACCUCUAGACGUGAGAAUUUUGUUAGAGGAGAAGAAAAAGGCGAAGAAACAGUAUAGACGCACAUUAAACCCCAGUGACAAAACUAUACUCAAUAAACUGACGAACGAUGUGAAAAACAGAGUCGGACAAGUGUUCAACGAAGACUGGGACAAGAAGUUAGAAGAACUAGACACAGAAGACCAAUCACUGUGGAAAAUGACGACAGCACUAACUGGAAGGAAAAUGAAAGCGAAGAUUCCAGCACUCAAAAAGGGAAAUCAAGUAGCUGUCACUAAUGAAGAAAAGGCAGAAAUGUUUGCGGAAUCUCUGGAACAUCAAUUCAAGCCGAAUCAAAAAAUCAGCGACGACCAAUUCAACCAAUCAGUCGAAUUACAUGGAAAUAUUACAGACGAAGAUCACAAUGAAAUGGAAGAAGAUUCAACCGAAGUGACUGAAGAAGAAGUCGAAGAAAUUAUCAAAACUUCAAAAAAUAGAAAAGCACCUGGAAUAGACGGAAUACUCAAUCAAGCAAUUAAAAACUUACCAGGAGAAGCUCGAGAUGAAAUCGCUGUUGCCCAAGUGCCAAUAACCCCCACAACCGAUGCUGAGGUCGCGUCAUAUUCCGUCGCUGUGAAGAAGGGAGCCGUGCCAAAAGUUAUUAUACAUGAUAUACCAAGGAAUCCGAUAGAUUUGCUUGCCCUUUAUGCGGAUGACACAGGAAUAGCAGUCGAACACAGAAGAGCAAAUAUCAUACACCAAAGAUUACAAGAAGUAGCAGAUGAAAUAACCAAAUGGUGCAUUAAAUGA
Molecule: messenger RNA, 1512 nt
Organism: Harmonia axyridis
Lineage: Eukaryota; Metazoa; Arthropoda; Insecta; Coleoptera; Coccinellidae
Exons: 3
Coding region: 1-1512 (503 amino acids)
Molecular function (GO): catalytic activity
Source: RefSeq, a predicted model, not a curated record